This is a messenger RNA of Paralichthys olivaceus (Japanese flounder), 1018 nucleotides long. RefSeq names its product polyglutamine binding protein 1 (gene pqbp1). NCBI's taxonomy places the organism in Eukaryota, Metazoa, Chordata, Actinopteri, Pleuronectiformes, Paralichthyidae. Gene Ontology annotation, cellular component: cytosol; plasma membrane. The record is from RefSeq and is a predicted model, not a curated record. Gene Ontology annotation, molecular function: protein binding; lipid binding.
GAGAGCUGCGUGACGUCAUCGCAGCGCGCCGCACGGAGCUGCUGUUUUGGGAAGUUGCGUCGUCCACUCGCUGGAUUUGUUCCUGAACGAGGAUGCCUCUACCUGCGGCACUGCUGGCCCGAUUGGCCAAGAGAGGGAUCGUCAGACAGUCCGAUCAAGAGGUAGAUGAGGAGAUUAUCGCCGAAGAUUACGAUGACAACAACGUAGAUUAUGAAGCCACCAGAGUAGAGAAUCUACCUCCAAACUGGUACAAAGUGUUUGAUGCUGCUUGCGGUCUUCCUUAUUACUGGAAUGUGGAGACAGAUUUGGUGGCCUGGCUGUCCCCAAAUGACCCAUCUGCAGUGGUAUCAAAGGCUGCCAAGAAACUAAGAGCUGAUGGAGGAGAAGAAAGAAUUGAACGGCAAUUUGAAAAGCUAGACAGAGAGCGAGAGCGGGACAGAGAGCGGGAAAGAGAACGAGAGCGCGAUAGGGAUGACGGGAGGGACAGAGACAGAAGAAAGCCGAGGAGGGAAGACAUCGCACCGUACAACAAGAACAAACGAGGGAGAAAAGAUGAUGAGAUGGACCCCAUGGAUCCAAGUGCUUAUUCUGAUGCUCCGAGGGGAUCCUGGUCCACCGGCCUGCCCAAGCGUAACGAAGCAAAGACAGGUGCAGACACCACGGCAGCAGGGCCUCUGUUCCAGCAGCGGCCAUACCCGAGUCCAGGAGCCGUGCUUCGGGCUAACGCAGCCAACAAAAUACCAAAGGAAUGAGCUUCGCUCCCAGGACGAGGACGCAGCUCAUCUUUGCUUUGCUCCCAUCUUAACAUUUAAUGACUGACAUCUUUUCAGUAAGGUUUCUUCUCAGUGUGAGAUAAGUGAACAUGUCAGAAACUGGAGUGUAACAGCAGUGCAUUUAUACUCACGUCAAGCAGUUGUAAAUAUUUUUUUUUUAUAUCACCUGAAGAUUGACCCUCUUGUUAUUACAACAACUCUUGGGCAUCAUUUGCUAAUAAAUCUAAAGAUGACUGUGAAAAUGA